AUGGGAGCACAGAUAUCGUUGGUAUCGACGUCUGCUGCCACAGUCAGUAUCGAGGCCUAUGUGGCAGAGCUCAACGACAUUCUCUAUGAAAAGAAGCUUGGCAACUCUCGGUUUCUCAAGACCAUCCAAGGCUCGAGGAUAGACAGCAAUGAGAGCGUGAUUGUCAAGGUAUUCAUUAAGCCCAGUCCACGGGUGGAUCUGAGCAGCUACGGAAAGCAGCUUGAAAACCAACGGAAGCUAUUGGCAGAUGUGCCCAAUGCAGCACCUUACCAGCGACUAUUGGAGACGGAGCGAGCAGGAUAUCUGGUGAGGCAGAAUUUUAAGACCAAUCUUUACGACCGAAUCAGCACCCGACCGUUUCUGGAUCUCACCGAGAAGAAGUGGAUUGCAUUUCAACUGCUCAAGGGCCUAGAGCAGUGUCACGCCCGAGGCGUGUUCCAUGGUGACAUCAAGAGUGAAAACACGCUUGUGACGUCGUGGAACUGGGCUUUGUUAUCGGAUUUUGCACCCUUUAAGCCAGUUAGCUUGCCGUCAGACGACCCUUCGUUCUUCUCCUUUUUCUUCGACACCUCAUUACGGCGAACAUGUUAUCUUGCGCCUGAGCGCUUCGCAGACGUCAAUUCUUCCAGUCCCCAGAGCGCGCCCCAGGAGAUGGAGCUUACCGGAGCUCAUGAUGUGUUCAGUUUGGGAUGCGUGAUUGCAGAGCUGUUCUGUGAAGGUACCCCUAUUUUCUCCCUGUCACAACUCUACAAGUAUCGCCAAGGCGAGUACGAGCCGCAGCUGGAUGGAAUCGAGGACGAAGGAACACGGGAUAUGGUACGAAGCAUGAUAUCUCUCAAGCCUGAAGACCGGCUUAGUGCAUCUGAAUAUCUGAACCAGUUCAAGGGAUCUGCAUUUCCUCCAGAGUUCUACGACUUUGUGUACGACUUCAUUUCGUCAUUGACGUACAUGAAGGGCCCCACGGCGUGCGACGACCGAAUUGAAAGCAUUCACCUCAACUUCAAAAUGACACCCGAGUGGGGUGUGCCAAAGAAGUCGGACUUGGCAUUUGCUCUGCCACCCACAGAGGAGAGCGUCACAAUCAACCUACCAGGUGUCAAGGAUUGGGUUAUCAGAGACCUUCAGCACGAAGCAGAUGAACUUCCCUUAAUUUAUUUAUCGGUCAUUUUCACGGCCCUUAAACACACUACCUCCUCCAUCAGUCGAAUAAAGGCCUGUGACCUCAUUCUCAUGUUCUCGCAAUUUGUCAACGAUGAGGUUCGACUCGACAGAACUUUACCUUAUCUGGUUUCUCUUCUCAACGACUCAGUGGCUGUUGUUCAGGUAGCUGCCAUCCGCAGUGUGGCUCAUCUCAUGAAAAUGGUCCAAGCUAUCACUCCUUUGAACAAGACUGUCUUCUCCGAGUACCUGGUACCUAGAUUAUUGCCACUAAUCAAUUCUAAUGAGGUGAUUGUAAGAGAAGCUCUGGCUCUUUAUCUCCCCUUGUUUGCCAAGACUGCUGGCCGUCUGGCUAACAUGACUACAACCAUAAACGGCAACAAGACACAGAACGUUAAUACUGAGAGGGAGGAGUUGGUGGAGUCUUUUGAAGACUGUGCGGUUGGACUGAUCACAGACACAGAGCCAGUCGUCAAGGUAGCACUACUGAAGAACAUCCUGGACCUUGCUGUUUUCUUUGGCAAGCGAAGAACCAAUGAUGUGCUUCUCAGUCAUCUCAUCACAUAUCUCAAUGACCGAAAUUACGCCUUGAGAUUGGCAUUUUUCGAUGCCAUGCUAGAAUUGGCUCCUUUUAUCGGUGCAGUGUCGUUGGAGCGAUACAUACUCCCACUCAUGAUUCAGACUCUCGCUGACAGCGAAGAGGCCGUUGUGCAUAAGAUCAUGAGCGUGUUGUGUGUGUUCGCCGAGCUGGGGCUAAUUCGAAAGGCAGUCAUUUGGGAGACUACUGGAAUUGCUCUCAAGCUCACUCUGAGUCCCAACAACUGGAUCCGGUUGGCUGCCUUCAAGUUUGUCCAUGUCUGUUCGCUGUGGCUGAACACUGCUGAGAAGUUCUGUCUCUUGUUUCCCGCUGUUCGUCCAUACCUGGCAAACGAUGUGACAGAUUUCGAUCUUGAGACUCUGUACUUCAAUUCCAAGAAGCCGCUCAGCCGAGCAGUGUUUUCUCUGGCUAUCACGUGGGCUGGAAAGAAGAGCUCCAACUCACUUUUCUGGGAUAUGGAUUCAAAACCCACGCCCCAUGAGUCCCUUGCUCAAAGUCUUGUUCUUUCUCAACUUCCCGGUCAAAUGAGCAACUUUGCUGUGAGCACUGUCAAGAUGGACGCCAGCAACAUGACGUACGACUCUAUUCCUCGGUCCCCAGAAGACGAUAUCUGGAUUGGAAAACUGCAAAAUAUUGGUUUCGAUACAGCAGAUCUCUGGAAGCUUGCAACCAUGAGACCAUACAUCUUGCAAUUGGCAGGUCAGAUUGCACAAACCAGGGAGGAGAACGACGCUGGAGCUCUGGAUCUCGAUGGAGUUCCACUUAACAACAUCUUCUUGAAAGAGGGCGUGACCUUCCCUGAUGAAACCAAACCUGCCACAUUCUCCAGUUAUGACGGCAAGGACGUCUAUGUUCAGCAGAUGCUUCACCAAGCUUACCUGGAAGCCUCCGAGUCUAUCAGAGAGAACCCCGAGGGCGCUGUUGAGACUCAGACUAUGAACUCGAAGCGAUGGAAGCCUACUGGUACACUGGUCGCCAUCUCCAACGAACACACGGCUCAGAUUAACCGAAUAGUCGUUAGCCACAAUCAGCAGGUGUUUGCUACUGGCUCUGACGACGGCACUGUCAGGAUAUGGGAGAGUGACAAGCUCGAGAAGAACGUAAUCUUCAAGAGCUGUCUUACUAUUGACCUCCAAUCAAAGGUCAAGGCACUUGCAUUCGCCACAACCAAUAUCCUUGUUGCAGCCACCGAGUCCUCAAAGUUGGUGUUAAUCAAACUUGUAUUCGAAAAGGAGAGAUGCAAGCGAUACGAGAUCAUGUAUACCCACAAGCUCCCUAGUGGCUACUGCACCUGGCUGGAGCUGCAUAGACAAACCAUGGUCAUGUGCACUACCAGAGGCCGUGUUGAGGCUCUGGAUAUCAGAGGUAUCGAGGAAGGCUCUGUAUCUCUUACCUUGCUUUAUUCUCUCGAGAACCCCCCUCACUACGGUGUCCCCACAACCUUUGCAGUUGAUAAGAGAGGCAAUUGGCUUGUUGUUGGAACGUCUCGAGGUAUUCUUACUCUCUGGGACCUUCGAUUCCAGUUGCUGGUCAAGUCUUGGGGCAUUCCAGGUCGAAAGACCAUACAUCGUAUCUGUCUGCAACCCAGAGGUCGUGGAAAGCGCAUCUUCGUCUCUGGCGGCUCUUCUGGCGGUUUGGUGACCGUAUGGGAUAUCGAACGAGGCACCUGCAGCGAGAUUUAUCAACCAUACAACUCCACCGUCGACACCAUGAACUUCGAGCCUGUCCAGGUAGACAGUGAAGAGUUCCAGAGCUUCUAUGGUGAGGCUGUAGCCGAUGAAGGUAUUCUAGAGGAGGAUAUUCAAGACGGAGAGGACUCCAAGUCGCUAAUUGCCACUUCUCUCACUCUCACUGACGAUGGCAAGUAUGCUUACUUUGUCUAUUCAACCUCCGACAGAAUUGUCCGUCUCUGCGACAUAAGCUCGCCUGAGAACUCGUGCGUUGUGUGUGGACUAGACGAGGAUGGCUGCCGAGUGCAAUACUCGCGGUUCCAGUCUCAUCCCAAGAUGGUUACUAUCAGUGAGAAGCUAGUGUCUCCCGUGGUGAACAAGAAACGCGUUGGAAAACCCUCUCGAUUCUCCAUCAUUUCUGCUGAGCAACAACGGAGCUUCAAGAACCACCAGGAUCUUAUCACCGACACAGCUAUUCUUUUGCGACCAUACGAGAUGAUCCUGUCUGUGGAUCGAAGUGGUUACCUCAGGGUCUUCUCCUAA
Messenger RNA from Yarrowia lipolytica CLIB122, 3969 nucleotides. RefSeq lists its product as uncharacterized. Gene Ontology annotation, molecular function: protein binding; protein serine/threonine kinase activity; ATP binding. NCBI's taxonomy places the organism in Eukaryota, Fungi, Ascomycota, Dipodascomycetes, Dipodascales. Gene Ontology annotation, biological process: macroautophagy; late endosome to vacuole transport; protein phosphorylation. Gene Ontology annotation, cellular component: phosphatidylinositol 3-kinase complex, class III, type I; phosphatidylinositol 3-kinase complex, class III, type II; nucleus-vacuole junction. The record is from RefSeq and is a predicted model, not a curated record.